Molecule: messenger RNA, 951 nt
Organism: Tupaia belangeri chinensis (Chinese tree shrew)
Lineage: Eukaryota; Metazoa; Chordata; Mammalia; Scandentia; Tupaiidae
Product: olfactory receptor 6C70
Exons: 1
Coding region: 13-951 (312 amino acids)
Biological process (GO): G protein-coupled receptor signaling pathway
Cellular component (GO): membrane
Molecular function (GO): G protein-coupled receptor activity; olfactory receptor activity
Source: RefSeq, a predicted model, not a curated record
CAUAACAGAGAAAUGAAGAACAAAACAAGACAAAUAGAGUUUAUUCUUCUAGGACUAACAGAUAAUUCUCAGUUACAGACUGUAAUUUUCAUAUUUCUAUUUCUAAAUUACAUGCUGUGUUUGAUAGGCAAUGUAACUAUCAUUGCCCUCACUCUGCUAGAUUCUCAUCUGAAGACCCCAAUGUAUUUUUUCCUCCGAAAUUUCUCUUUCCUGGAAAUUUCAUUCACUACUGCUUCCAUUCCCAAAUUCCUCGCUACCAUUGUAACCAGAGAAAGGACUAUUUCCUAUAAUGGUUGUGUAUCUCAGUUGUUUUUUUAUGUAUUCUUGGGGGUUACAGAAUUUUUCCUUUUGGCGGCUAUGUCUUAUGAUCGCUAUGUUGCCAUCUGUAAACCUUUGCAUUAUACAUCCAUCAUGAGUAACAAAGUUUGCCACCAGCUUAUACUGAGUUCUUGGAUAACUGGAUUCCUGGUCACUUUCCCACCACUAAUUUUAGGCCUGAAUCUGGAUUUCUGUGGUUCAAAUGUAAUUGAUCACUUCAUUUGUGACAUAUCUCCUUUUUUGCAACUUUCUUGCUCAGAUACACACUUACUAGAACUAAUUGCAUUUUCCUUAGCUGUGAUGACACUCAUUGUCACACUGUUAUUAAUAGUGCUUUCUUAUUCUUACAUCAUCAGGACAAUUCUAAAAUUUCCAUCAGCUCAGCAAAAGAAAAAAGCCUUUUCCACCUGCUCUUCUCACAUGAUUGUCGUCUCAAUGACUUAUGGUAGCUGUAUAUUUAUCUACAUAAAGCCAUCAGCAAAUGAAAGAGUUACUGUAAGCAAAGGAGUUGCUGUGCUCAAUACUUCAGUUGCCCCUUUACUGAACCCAUUCAUUUAUACUCUGAGAAAUCAGCAAGUUAAACAAGCUUUCUGGGUUGUAUUCAGAAAGAUAUUACCUGCAUUAGACAAGUAA